This is a messenger RNA of Ogataea polymorpha, 1861 nucleotides long. RefSeq lists its product as uncharacterized. Lineage: Eukaryota; Fungi; Ascomycota; Pichiomycetes; Pichiales; Pichiaceae. The transcript has a single exon. The coding region runs from base 1 to 723 and encodes 240 amino acids. The record is from RefSeq and is a predicted model, not a curated record.
AUGACAGAAUCCAUAUACUCGGAUGACUCGCUGGAGUUCUACUCGACGCUGACCCGGGAAUCGUUCCAGUACAACCUCACCAAGCUUCCGGAAGGCCAGUUUAGUCCCUCGGAGCUGCUGGUGCAGAGCUACAAGUACUGGUCGCUGGACGACCUCAUCAAGUCUUUGGGGUCGCUGCUGCACGAGAUCGACCAGGAACUCAUCGACCUGGUCAACAACGACUAUCUGCACUUCAUCGAGCUGGGAAACUCCAUCGACGGGUCGGUGGACCUGAUACACGACUGCAAAAUCGACCUCAACGGCUACAUCAAAGACCUGUCCAUCUCCAACAUGAAGAUCGACGCCGAUCUCGAGACGGUGGACUCCCUGCUGCUCUAUAAACGGAAGUUGAGCGUGUACAGGGCGGUCAUCAACCAGCUGGUGGUGCUGGAGGAGCAGCUGACGCUGUUUAGCAAGAAGAUCGCCACGGCAGCCGUCAAGGAGCUCGUUGCGCUGUAUCUGUCCACCAACAAAAUCUACAGCGCGCUGCUCAAGUACAAGAGCAUCGAGAUGGUGGCCGUGGCGGGCAAGAAGAUCGCAGGGAUGAAAAUCGAGCUCAGGAGCGUGCUGGACAGCAAACUGAAGACCGCCACCGGCGACGAGAAAUUGCAGCUCCUUAAAGUGUACGGCGUGCUGGGCGAGGAGCGCGCUUUCAUCAAGGCGAUAAGAAAAACCGACAACUAGAAUCCGCCAAUAGAUACUCUUUCCAUUCUAUACAAAUUAACCGUUCCCGUUCGCACUAUUCAUACACUGCCUAAACUCCUGUACACGCUCCGCUGGACCUCCUGCCAGACCUGGAACUUGACCUCGUCGGUCAGCUCGAUGCGGUUUUUCAGAGCUUUUUUGUACAGCACCUCCUCGCGCUGGGUGCCCUCGUUCUUCAACUUUUUCAGCCCGCUGAUCUUCACUUUGAACUCGUACCGGCACUGGUUUUCGAUUGCCAGGUUGAGUAAAUAAUUUUCCACGAUAUUUCUCCACUCGUAUUUUAGAAACUCGCUGCUCUGGAACUGGCUUGCGUGGCGCUGCCGCGCCUGCUGCACAAUGUAGUUUGCCGUUUUGUGCCGGAAAUCCUCGUCAAACCGGCUCUCCUUGUAAAUGUCCGAGCUUGCCAGCAGCUGCACAUACUCUGCGUCGGUGGCGUCCAGCGGAAGAACCUGGAUCCGCAGCGGGAUAGCCGGGUACGGCGACACCACCUGCGGUACCUUGCCGUGCCACUCGGGCCGCAGCGCGUCCACUAUCAACAGCGAACGCAGGUCGUUCAGUUCCCAGUCUCGCAGCCCUCGUUUGGUGAACGUGGGGCGUCCGUUCGGAAACCGCAACGUCUGCAAAUCGGGCGAAUAAUAAUCUCGGAAGUCGUGCGGCAGCGCGUCCGCAAGCGAUACACAUCCCUCGGGGACUCCUGCGGGCUCAGAAACCUGUGUCGGAACCGUUGUGUUAGUGUAUAUUUGAGUUAGGUGGCUGAAGAGCGACGAGUCGGCCGUUUGGACGGUCGUGGUGCGCCGGAGAUGCGCCGGCUCCGAUUCUGUGGACGCGUCGUCAGAAGAGUCCUGCGACGACACCGUGAUGGCCCUUCUGAGGGGCGACGAGCCGUACGUAAGCGACGGCUCCUGUUCCGUGGCCGGCUGGACAGCGUCAGGUGUUUUUGUGCUGGAUUUCUCCUGUAGGUUCUGCAAAUGACGCUGGAUGUCCUGCCGGGCCCGCACAUGGAACUCCCGAGGAGUCUUGUAAAGAUCUCGGCCGUCCUUGCCAAAGAGCUUGUAGCCGAACAUUAAGAACGUGUUGUAAAAAUUUUUAAAAGUGCGGACAAACUUUGCGCGACAAU